This is a messenger RNA of Penicillium expansum, 1551 nucleotides long. Its product is annotated as putative carboxylesterase. NCBI's taxonomy places the organism in Eukaryota, Fungi, Ascomycota, Eurotiomycetes, Eurotiales, Aspergillaceae. The record is from RefSeq and is a predicted model, not a curated record. Bases 1 to 1551 code for a protein of 516 amino acids. The transcript is spliced from 2 exons. Gene Ontology annotation, molecular function: carboxylic ester hydrolase activity.
AUGACGCGAUUGCCGAUAAUCGACUUGGUAUAUUCUCAGUAUCGGGGGGUGUCACUUUCCAAUGGUGUUGACCAAUAUCUCGGGAUGAAAUAUGCAAAGACACCCUUAGGCGACUUGCGAUUCCGAGGUCCGAAAGAUCCAGAAGAUACUGUAGGGGUCUCGGAUGCAUCAUCAUUUGGACCCCUUUGCGCGGGGGUUGGAGAGUCAACAAAUGACUCCUUAGCAGAGGAUUGUUUAUUUAUCAAUGUCUGGCGACCAACGAAUGCGACUGCGGAUUCCAACUUUCCUGUCUGGUUGUUCAUUCAGGGAGGUGGAUACGCCAAUAAUGCGAAUGGCAACUAUAACGGCAGCGAGGUUGUUCAGCAGUCUGGUCAUAACAUUAUCUUUGUCAACUUUAAUUACCGCGUCGGUGUCCUUGGAUUUCUUGCCAGUGAGCACGUGCGAAAAAAUGGAGAUCUCAAUGCUGGACUGCUCGAUCAGCGGAAGGCACUCCAUUGGGUUCAGAGGCACAUUCGCAAAUUUGGAGGCAAUUCAAGCCAUGUAGUCAUUCAUGGUGACUCUUCCGGUGCAGGAUCAGUUGCCCAUCAUCUCACCGCGUAUGGUGAGCGCAAUACAGACCUUUUCAUCGGGGCAGUGGCAGAGUCACCAUUCUGGCCUACUCAAAGAACAGUUGCACAGAUGGAGUUCCAGUACGACCGAUUCGUAAAAGAUGUUAACUGUCAUAAGGCAAAGGACUCCUUGACAUGUUUGCGUUCUGUGGAUAUCAAAACGAUCCAAAAGUUCAACAUCGACAAGCCGUUUCCAGGGGGCAGUCCCACGCCAGUCCCCCGGUGGUAUUUCCUUCCUGUUGUUGAUGGACACUUGAUACAGGAUCAACUUUACAAUCUGUUCAGUGAAGGAAAUUUUAUUCACGUUCCCUUAUUAGUCGGGGAUGAGACAAAUGAGGGCACAGACUUUGCAUAUAAUGCAAGCAGCAAGUCCGAAGUAGCCCAGUUCAUGAAGAACAAUUAUCCCGGACUCUCUCAUGACCAGCUCGACGCGAUGAACAAAGCAUACGAAAAUGUGGAGCCCCUUCCUAAGCACGCAGCUUAUUUCGCAUCGGCUGCGGGCGCUUAUGGAGAUUCAACCUUCACUUGCCCAGGGAACUUCAUGACCGCCGCAAUGGCCAAAUCAUUCUCGUUCCACCGCAUCUGGAACUAUCGGUACAAUGUCCGAGACCCCACAAAGAUUGCAAAUGGGAUGGGAGUUUCUCAUAUAUUUGAUUUGCCUGCGAUUUUUGGGAUAGGGGAAACCAAUCAGCCAACUUAUUCAUAUGCCAGCUCCAACGCAAAAAUCGUACCCAUCACCAUGAACUACUACUUGAGCUUUAUCAGAGUCUUGGAUCCCAACAUUUACCGAUACAAAGACGCCCCAGAAUGGCAACCAUGGGGCUCAGGAGCUGGGCAGCGACUCAGACUCCAGACAAAUUCGACAGAAAUGGAAUCUAUUCCCCAGGUGGAGGUCGAGCGUUGCUCGAUGUGGAAAAAUUUCACAGCAAAUAUGCAGCAAUGA